Messenger RNA from Phyllostomus hastatus (greater spear-nosed bat), 3810 nucleotides. It is a transcript of the gene SRPK2, whose product is annotated as SRSF protein kinase 2. NCBI's taxonomy places the organism in Eukaryota, Metazoa, Chordata, Mammalia, Chiroptera, Phyllostomidae. The transcript has 18 exons. The record is from RefSeq and is a predicted model, not a curated record. Gene Ontology annotation, biological process: protein phosphorylation; regulation of mRNA processing; spliceosomal complex assembly. The coding region runs from base 193 to 2343 and encodes 716 amino acids. Gene Ontology annotation, molecular function: protein kinase activity; ATP binding.
CCGGCUGGCGGAACGAGUGGAGGCUGCAGCCCGGUUUGGCUCGCGCGUCGCCACUGCUGCCGCGAAGACCCCCGCCCCGCUUCCGCUGCGUUGGGAUGAGCUCCCGGAAAGUGCUGGCCAUUCAGGCCCGAAAGCGGAGGCCGAAAAGAGAGAAACAUCCGAAAAAAAAUCAAGCAGAAGAUUGAGCUGCUGAUGUCAGUUAACUCUGAGAAGUCGUCCUCUUCAGAAAGGCCGGAGCCUCAACAGAAAGCUCCCUUAGUUACUCCACCGCCACCUCCGCCACCACCGCCACCUCUACCAGACCCCACGCCUCCAGAGCCAGAGGAGGAGAUCCUGGGCUCAGAUGAUGAGGAGCAGGAGGACCCCGCAGACUACUGUAAAGGUGGCUAUCAUCCAGUGAAAAUUGGAGACCUCUUCAAUGGCCGAUACCAUGUUAUUAGGAAGCUAGGAUGGGGACACUUCUCUACUGUCUGGCUGUGCUGGGAUAUGCAGGGGAAAAGAUUUGUUGCAAUGAAAGUUGUAAAGAGUGCCCAGCAUUAUACGGAGACAGCCUUGGAUGAAAUAAAAUUGCUCAAAUGUGUUCGAGAAAGUGAUCCCAGUGACCCAAAUAAAGACAUGGUAGUACAGCUAAUUGAUGACUUCAAGAUUUCAGGGAUGAAUGGAAUACAUGUCUGCAUGGUCUUCGAAGUGCUUGGCCACCAUCUCCUCAAGUGGAUCAUCAAGUCCAACUAUCAAGGCCUUCCAGUACGUUGUGUGAAGAGCAUCAUUCGACAGGUACUUCAGGGGUUAGAUUAUCUACACAGUAAGUGCAAGAUCAUUCAUACUGACAUAAAGCCGGAAAACAUCUUGAUGUGUGUGGAUGAUGCAUAUGUGAGAAGAAUGGCAGCCGAGGCCACUGAGUGGCAGAAAGCCGGAGCUCCUCCUCCUUCUGGGUCUGCAGUGAGUACCGCUCCACAGCAGAAACCUAUAGGAAAAAUUUCUAAAAACAAAAAGAAAAAACUGAAAAAGAAACAGAAAAGGCAGGCUGAGUUACUGGAAAAGCGCCUGCAGGAAAUAGAAGAACUGGAGCGCGAAGCUGAAAGGAAAAUAAUAGAAGAAAAUGUCACAUCAGCUGUACCUUCCAAUGAGCAAGAUGAUGAAUACCGCCCAGAGGUGAAACUAAAAACUGCAGGAUUAGAGGAGGCUGCUGAGGGAGAGACUGCACGCGACAGUGGUGAAGCUGAGGAUCAGGAAGAGAAAGAAGAUGCUGAGAAAGAAAACAUUGAGAAAGACGAAGAUGUUGAACAGGAACUUGAGAACAUAGAUCCUACAUGGAUUGAAUCACCCAAAACCAAUGGCCAUAUUGAGAAUGGCCCGUUCCUACUGGAACAGCAGCUGGAUGAUGAAGACGAUGAUGAAGAAGAUUGCCCAAAUCCUGAGGAAUACAACCUUGAUGAGCCAAAUGCAGAAAGCGAUUACACAUAUAGCAGCUCCUAUGAACAAUUCAAUGGGGAAUUGCCAAAUGGACGACAUAAAAUAUCUGAGUCACAGUUUCCAGAGUUUUCCACAUCACUGUUCUCUGGGCCCUUAGAACCUGUGGCUUGUGGCUCUGCACCUUCCGAGGGAUCCCCACUUACUGAGCAUGAAGAGAGCAGUCCGUCCCAUGACCGAAGCAGGACGGUUUCAGCCUCCAGCACUGGGGAUUUGCCAAAGACAAAAACCCGGGCGGCCGACCUGUUGGUGAAUCCCCUGGAUCCACGGAAUGCCGAUAAAAUUAGAGUUAAAAUUGCUGACCUGGGAAAUGCUUGUUGGGUGCAUAAACACUUCACCGAAGAUAUCCAGACACGGCAGUAUAGAUCCAUAGAGGUUUUAAUAGGAGCAGGUUACAGUACACCUGCUGACAUUUGGAGCACAGCGUGUAUGGCGUUUGAGCUGGCAACGGGAGAUUAUUUGUUUGAGCCGCAUUCUGGAGAGGACUAUUCCAGAGAUGAAGACCACAUAGCCCACAUCAUAGAGCUGCUAGGCAGUAUCCCGAGGCACUUUGCUCUAUCUGGAAAAUACUCUCGGGAAUUCUUCAAUCGCAGAGAUCACAUAGCAUUGAUCAUUGAACUGCUGGGGAAAGUUCCUCGAAAAUACGCUAUGUUGGGGAAAUAUUCCAAGGAGUUUUUCACCAGAAAAGGAGAACUGCGGCACAUCACCAAGCUGAAGCCCUGGAGCCUCUUUGAUGUACUUGUGGAAAAGUAUGGGUGGCCCCAUGAAGAUGCUGCACAGUUUACAGAUUUCCUGAUUCCAAUGUUAGAAAUGGUUCCUGAAAAACGCGCUUCAGCUGGCGAAUGCCUUCGGCACCCUUGGUUGAAUUCUUAGCAGAUUCUACAAAUACAGCAUUCUGAGCUAGCAAAUGUUUCCCAGUACAUUGGACCUAAAUGGUGACUCUCAUUCUUUUAACAGGAUUACAAGUGAGCUGGCUUCAUCCUCAGACCUUUAUUUUGCUUUGAGGUACUGUUGUUUGACAUUCUGCUUUUGUGCACUGUGAUCCUGGGGAAGGGUAGUCCUUUGUCUUCAGCUUAGUAGUUUACUGAUCCACUUUCUUCUGGAAACAAUAACACGUCUCUAAGCAUUGUUUCUUGUGUUGUGUGACAUUCAAAUGUCAGGGGUUUUUUUGAACGACAAAACUUUCCCCCUUGUGUUUUGGCAGGUUUUGUAACUAUUUAUGAAGAAAUAUUUUAGCCUAAUACUAUAUAAUUUACAAUCUUAAGAAAUUAUCAAGUUGGAACCAAGAAAUAGCAAGGAAAUGUACAAUUUUAUCUUCUGGCAAAGGGACAUCAUUCCUGUAUUAUAGUGUAUGUAAAUGCACCCUGUAAAUGUUAAUUUCCAUUAAAUAUAGGAUGGGAAUUCCAAUUUCAGAAAAGCUACCAAGUCUUGAGUGCUUUGUAGCCUAAGUUGCAUGUAGCAGACUUAGCUCCAAGGAGUUGUACAAACUUUUCAUUCCGUAACAGUCCUUUUUCAUGGGAUUUUAAACAAAGUGGCUCUGGGUUAUGUCAUUCCUUAUAUGGCAUUUUAAAGAAGGAAAAAACAUACUUCCCACUCUGAAGUAUGUAUUAUAGUUUAGCAUUCCCCUUCCUAUUUUUGCAUAUUUUAAAAGUACUUUUAAAAGAAAAGAGAAAUUCCCCUUUAAAAAUGAGAUGGCCCGGUACCAUGUGGUGUUGCCUCCUGCAAACACUGUAAGUUAAAGUCUACAUAGAUUAAACUGGACAAGAGAAAUACGUUUGGUGUGUGGAAUGAAAAUAUAUAUAUAUUUUUUGGAAAAUCUUGCUCAUAUUUGUCUAGAACCAAGGUAUGGUAUAUACAAUUUUCAGUGCACAAUGGGCAGAAAGAACACUAACGCACACUUUGGAGGUAACAGUGAGCGCAUACAUUCCAUAGGCAUUUUUGUGUGUAACUAUAGCCAAUUUUACUAGCUUUUUGGUUGUCUUUCUAUGCACUGAAGUUGAGAAAAUGAUUUCCCUUCGCAGGUUGCACACAAUUUUGUUUAUGCGUUUCCUUAAAAUUGUAGAAUCCAAGACACAAACCAUAGUAGGCAAUACAAUUUUAGAAUGUAAUACAAAAAGGUAUAUUUAGCCUCUUUUAGGAGUCAGUGGAUUGACUGCCAGUUGUUGUUUUUUUAAUUUUACAUUUAUUAAGGUGCCUCCUUUUUCUUGACUUUGUCCAUUAACAAUUUAUCCAUAUGCCUUUGCAAUAACUAGAUUGUGAAAAGAUAACAAGUGUUGUAACAACAAUCCAUUGUUUGAGGUGCUUGCGGUUGUUUUAAAAAUUAAAGUGUUUUCAGGUUUU